GUGUGUUUCUUGAAAAGUGGCAAAUUGCCAAGCAGUAAAACGUCCGAACUAGCAACAAGUACGAGCGAGUACAAAUUAAAGUGAAGGUAUAAAGCACAAUGCCAGACAGCAAAAAAGCCGAUGAAGAAAUUAGCGAUAAGGCAUCAACGUGUGGGAAGGUGCUGAUAUUCCUAUCUCUUGUGCUUGUCAUACUAACAUUGCCGUUUAGUUUGUUCGUGUGCUUUAAGGUAGUACAGGAGUAUGAACGCGCUGUUAUAUUUCGUUUGGGUCGUCUUAUGCAAGGUGGAGCAAAGGGCCCUGGUAUCUUCUUUAUUCUGCCUUGCAUUGACUCGUAUGCCCGUGUGGACCUACGUACACGCACUUAUGAUGUUCCACCACAGGAGGUUCUGACAAAGGAUAGCGUCACCGUCUCGGUGGAUGCAGUGGUUUAUUAUCGCGUUUCCAAUGCGACAGUUUCUAUAGCGAACGUGGAGAACGCUCACCAUUCGACCAGACUUUUGGCACAGACUACUCUACGAAACACAAUGGGAACUCGGCAUUUGCAUGAGAUACUCAGCGAACGAAUGACAAUUUCCGGCACAAUGCAGGUUCAACUGGACGAAGCAACUGACGCAUGGGGCAUUAAAGUCGAACGUGUUGAAAUCAAGGAUGUACGUUUGCCAGUACAACUGCAACGCGCUAUGGCCGCCGAAGCCGAAGCAGCGCGUGAGGCACGUGCUAAAGUUAUUGCCGCCGAAGGAGAGCAGAAAGCAUCCAAGGCAUUGCGCGAAGCAUCUGAGGUAAUCGGAGGCUCACCAGCAGCGCUACAAUUGCGCUACUUACAGACACUUAACACAAUAUCGGCGGAAAAGAACUCAACGAUAGUUUUCCCAUUACCCAUCGAUUUAAUCACUUAUUUCCUAAAGACAACCGAAGCGACGGCGCAGCAGCAGCAAAAUGCCGUUGUGCCAGCGGUGGCAGGCGUGAGCACGGAACAUUCACCGCAGCAAUCGACAUCACCGCAAGCGGGAAUACAAACAUCAUCUAUGUAAAAAACAAAAACAUAACGUAGAUAACCGUAAGCAAGGAACAUAAUUUGCAAACGAUUUUAUGAUAAAUCAAAAGCGAAAAAAUAUUUGCAUAUAAGAAAAUAUAGAUUUUCGAUUUUGAACAGAGUGGAUGAAAGGAGUUCGAAACAGUGAGCACAAAAAGUAUGCGUCGUCGAUCAAGUGAAUUAAAUUAAAAGUUUAGACUUUCAAAUAGUCAAUAGACGUGUCCUAGUCUAUUCAGCCUACUUAUAAAUGUUAGUUAUAUUACUUAAAACUCCAUGAGCACAAUAACAGUUAGAUUAAAGCCGAAAAUUAGCUUCAAUUAAUUUACUUGAAUUUAACUAUGAAGUUGCUGGUUACCUAUUGUCGUCAUCCCGGUAGUAACAGUAAAUAAGAACAAUAUUGGCAUGCGUCUCUCAUAAUGCAGGGCGGCAAAACACUCUCAUAGCCACUCGUACAUAGUAGGUGUACGAGUAUUUAUACGUUAAUUCUCAAUGUAUGUAUGCACAAACAUAUAUGACAGCCUUAAACCUAACCUGGCUCCCUCACUCUUGUGUUGCUAUCACACCAGCGUUAAAUUACUAGCAUGAGCCGACUUGUUACUUUAAAGAAUAGUAUUAGUAGCAUAAUAACAAAAAACCGCAUUCAAAUAGUUGAGUCGUAGUGUUGAAGGAAAUCUGAGGCGUCUUGCAAAGGGUACUAGUGAUAAGAUUCUUAUCACGAACCAAGAUCUUGAAAAAUCCCAAACCUAAGAUCCAAAUGUUGUAAAAAAUUAAGCGACGAAUACUUUUUGUGCACACUUCACACAUGCCCACACACAUCUAGCGUGUAUAUUUACAACAUACUGAAUAAGGAUGGUAUAGUAUAAGUAGUUUUAGGGAGUUGAAAUAAUGUUGCUGAAUGGCGUUAAGUUUGCUCGAUUAGCGUAAAUUCAAACAAAUUGCAAUUUUCCAAAUAUUGAUUGCAAAAAUUUAUUACAGUUAUUAGCUGUCUCAAAUAUAUUAGAUAUAUUCAUUAUUGCAAAACAUUAAUAAGCCACGAAAAAUAUACAUAAUACUUAGUACUUUUAUUGUAUUAAACAAAAAUUGUGCAAUACAUAAUUAUUUGAUGAUUUCAAGAGAUUUACAAGCACGCAAUGGAUUUAUCAAAAACUUAGCUACGCAAAUACUUAAGUAGUUAUAUAUUUAUCAACUACCACGGCAUUUAAAAGUUUAAUGACUUGUUUUACAAUUUAAAUAGUUAAAAAAUUGAUGAGAGGUAGUUUAAUAUAUUUGUGUGUAUGUAUAUGUGCAUCUAAUAUUAAGCCUCGGUCUGCGUAUAAGUGCUUUAAAAAAUAGCGUAAUUGGGAGUAUAAGUGACAAAUACAUAUAUUAUACAUUUGUAUAGAUGUAUGUAAGAGCAACAGAUACAUGUGUAUAUACGCAGAUACAUAUGUAUAAGUACCCAAAAGUCGCAUGUCCCUUUCUAAUCAGAUUGCAUUGUGACUUCGAUAAUUUCCUCACAAAAAAAUGCUGAAAAAUUAGGAACAAAAUGAUGCUACAAGGAGGUGUAAACUUAAUCAGCCAAGUUGGUUUUUGCAUAUCUGUUUUAUUAAAUAAAAUAAAAAUAGUUUGCGUGGUGGAAACCUUUAUUUAGGCCUGCUUGUUUGUUUGUAUAUUGAAGUUCACAAGUGUCAAAUGUGAUUGGCAUUCAAUGUCAUUUGCAAGAAAUAUAAAUCUCCCGAUAUCGUGACAUACAGUGUACUCUGCCCCGCUUGUGCAGAGGGCCCCACUUUUUAUGCGUCUGUCCCGCCUUCGCUUGAGAUCUUUGGCCUGGUGUGUUAAUAAGCGACCACCUUGGCUCUUUAGCACCACAAGAUCUAAUCAGAUGUCUUCGGAGGACGGGUAGAUCUAAAGAAAAUUAAAAGGAAAUCCGAAUACAGUACAAUGGACUUAAUGUUGCCUGAGUGUUGUACUUACUAGUUGUCCCGACAAAAAGAAUAAAAACUUUUCCGAUAUAAUGAUUCAUUUUGCGCCACCAAUUAAAGAUUUGAGUUAAAAGACUGGAUUGAUUUAAACUGAAUUUUUUUAAUUUUUAUAUUUUAAUUUUGUGAAAUCAAGGGCGAUUUAACACUAAAGCAACAAAUUAUUGCUAUUACUAAUGUUAUUUGGCGAUAUUUCAACCUCAAUUAUAGCUCAUGACUGUAACGAAAUUUCUUCUUUUAAAAAAGGUUUUUUUAUUUUUGGGAAAAUCAGUGUUGCUACGUCUUACAGCUUUAUUUGUGAACUACGUGGAAUUAAUGAAAUACUUGGCUAAUGCUAAAAAAUAUGUAGUACAGUUGCCGAAAAAUAUUACCAAAAAGAAAUUACGUUUGCACAAAAAUUCUAAAUUUAACCCUAUUUGUCUAUAGCGAUAUUUUGUUAAUCCUUUCAGGAGCAGUUCGUUUGCGAUUGGCAUCGCUCUUUCAUCCUACAUUACAAACGCCAGCAGAAUACAUUUAAUAUACAAAAAUUAAUCACCCUAUCGCGUAAUAAAAAUGCCCAUAAUUUUUUCUAAAUGAUUAAUUUUUACUGGUCAAGACUUCUGACGCUUAUUAGGUUUUGUUAACUCUACUGAUCUACACCCCCAUUAUCAUAUGCACCAGAAUGGUCCAUAGAGCCCACAAAGGAUUAUAUACGAGCGUAUUCUUUGAAUCCUUACCUUAACGUACUGUUUCAUUCUCUUGUUGCAAAUACCCCUCAAUGAGGAGAAGAAUGCAGAACCAAGGACACUAAGUCCCGUUCUGAGAGACGCUAUGUGAUAAAGCAGGUAGUUAUGAGUAUAUUUACAAUACCUUCAUUGUACUUUUUGUACUUUAUUUUUCGAGAUUUUGACAAACGAUUACGUCAGUGCUGGAAAUUGGGAAUAAGCUAUCUCGUAUUAUCUCAUUAUAUCUCAUUCUUGGUUACAAGCUGCGUAUAUUUCACGUUUCCCCUGGGGAGCACUUUACGUAAAGAAAUUGUGGUGGGGGGAAGUGAAAAGUUGGUAGUUUCUUCGUUGCAGAAGUGAUUCCUGCAAAAUUGCAUUCAACAAGGUCUACGUUUUCAAUAUGAUUGACAUCUCUGGCUCCGCUCUCAGGUAGCCGAGAUAGUCCCUUGACCGAGAACAGUUUAAGACAGUUAAAGUUAUCAGGAAAAAAUUUCAUAUGCACGUGGAAAUAUUAAUGUUGCGUACUCUAUUUUUCACUUUCUCAUCAAAUUCAUUUUUAAAGGACUUUAAAGUUUCAAAGAACUAAAUUUUCAAAAAAUUAUCAUCAUUAAUUUCUUUUAUCACCCAUAAAAUUUAGGCCUUCAGAUAAUAUUUCCUUCACAAUGACUUUAAUUUCUUUAGAUGACUCCCCGGUAGCACUUAUCUUCUUUUCAAGCGUUCUCUUCCAUGUGCACCUAGGCCGAUUUUGCCGUCUGCUUUCUAGCAGGUUCCAUUGCAGUGCCUGCCUGCAGACUUUAGUUGGGCCCGUUCGUAAGGUCUCCCCGAUCUAUUUCGAUUUUCUAAGUUGUAUCUUAGAAUGUUUAGGUAGUUUAUUGCCCUGAUCCCAAAGAUCUGCGUUGGAGACUAUUCUGGGCCACCAGAUACGCAGAAUCGUAGAAUCCGCCAUAGGCACUUAUUGAUGGAAACUUGUACUAUGUUGGGGAGCAAGUCUGCCAUUAACCAUGUUUCGCAGCCAUAGAGAAAAACCGAUUUAACGUUGGAUUUAAAGAUGCGCAUGUUAAUUAUAGUGGAAAUCGUAGAAGAAAUCCAGACUUUAUUAAGUUGCGCAAUCGCACCGAGGGCUUUUGCCAGUCUAGACUGAAUGUCAUCUGCUGCACCGCCGUCUGUAGAAAUAAUGCGUCCCCAGUAAGUAAAGUUGUCGACAUUUUUAAUAUUGGUAUUUGUUGCGUUAAAACUGCUGCCACGAUCCCCCAAAUUCACUCUUAAUGAUUUCGUUUUUCUGAAUUUAAUAUUUUUGAUUUUUAAAGUUUUUCAUCUUUAGUCAGACCUUUUGAGAUUCAAAAAAUUGUUUUAAAUAAUAUGCUCAUUCAAACUAUGAUAUCCUUAUAAAUUUCACAAGAAAGUAAAUAUAUUCAGCUACUAAAAAAACAUUUUGUUUACAUUCGCCUGGGCAAAUCUAGAUUUUUAUAGUAACCAUUGCGUAUACUUUACUUCAUAGGAGGAAAACGGAACCAUUUUUUUACGUUUAUUAUAAAACUUAUCUGUGAAUGAAGAAGUAGUAGGGUUAGCGAGAUUUGCUCAGUUUUCAUUUCUUUAUUUAGCCACCUGCCUAAAAUCUUAAACUAUUCCAGUCGCAUAUGCAAAUGUUGGAGCUUAUCUAGUUUUUAUUAAUUGUUAUGUAGCAAAUUCUACUCUUAACGCUCUAAAUGUGUAUUCAAAAAUCAUGCAUAAAUCAAAAAACAAUUGAACGCUGCAUAGGUAAAAGGAAUUUAAAAUAAGAUUAGAAAUGCGUACAUAUAUACACACGUUUGCUUGCUUGCAAACAUAGUAGACAGUAUAUAAGUAGCGAAAGAAAAUCGAAAUAGGUACGUAGGUUCAUGAACAAACAAUCUCAAUCGAUAUUCAAAUUUGAAACAGUUCAUUUAACUUUACUUACAAAAACUAAAAUGUACACGACUUAACUUACAUAUACAUAAAUUUAAGUAAAUAUGUAAUUAGUACAAUUUAUUCGAUUUCAUGCUGUACUGAGCAGCAGACAAUUUUUACUUUCAAUUGUAAUAUCUCUAGAAUCAAAUAAUGUGUGAUAAGGUCGCGUGUUUCAAUGAUUGAGUGCCAAAAAAAGGAGUUGAAGUAUGAAAUAUUACAAAAGUCAGUAAUUACAAAUUACUCUAACGAUUUGCAUUAAUACAUUAGACAAUUAUUAGUUAGAAUGUUUACAAACUUGCUUGUAUGCGAAGGGUUAUUAUGUAUGUAUUAUAACGUAAAUUACACUAUGCGCGACAAUUUGAUGGUGAGUACAAGUGAUCGCUAUCAAAGUAUGCUCUUUAGAGUGGUGUGGUGCAAAUGAGGUCGGUGGAGUUCGCUGGGGAGUGAAAUGGCAGCUCGCUAAAUGAUACCCUAAAGAACUUUCGAUACAUAGGUAGUCAUAAAACAUAUCGCCCGUCUGCUGGAAGAACGUCAUAACAUAAAAAAUGAAAAUGUCAAGAAAAACGGCGUCAAAGUUUUCAAUUCACUUAAUAUGCUACCCUAAGUAAAAUGAAAGGCACAUUUUCAACUAAUGAGACACUGUCAAUAGAUAUCGCCAGAUAUAGUUACCAUUUCUGCAUACUAUAAUAAACUUUUUUUUUGAAUUCUGACAUUCCUCCAACAAACGGGCGAUACUUAAAUAUACUUAUAUUAACUUUUUUUACAAGGGAUAUUUAAAUAAUUUGUUUACUGGCAUAAGAAAAGAGUACGCAGCAUAACUCAUUGGGGGUUGUUAACGCACCUUCCUUUUUGAGAAACCUAGUUGGUGUUGUGACUUAAUAAAACACUUGCGAAAAUGUGUAUGAAAUGAUAUUUGUAACACCAUAGCUGUGUAUAAAUUCGGGUCGCUCCGGUACCGUGGACGUGACUGUCAAGAAAACAUAUCACCUUGGUCAAAAAGUUCCCAGAAUAUAUGCCGAAAAUUUGAAAAACAAGUUUAUUCCUUAAAAGUGGUGUUAUCGUCUUGAAAGUACUUCCCAUCAACUGCAACGCACUUAGUCCUGUGUUUGGUUCCAGCUCUCCAAACAUUUCGGAGACUCUACUUUUGGUAUAGCCUUCAGCGUCGUCUUCAAUUUUUCCAUUAUUUCUUUAAAACGCGUUCCCCGUAGCGGAAAAAAUCGCAGGGAGCCAUAUCAGGUGAAUUCGUUGGCUGUUGGAUGGUAUUCGUUUCAUUCUUGGUAAAAAAAUGCAGGGAUAAUCAUGGCACUGAUCGACGGUGCGUUACCAUGGUGCAAAAGCCAUGAGAUAUUUUUCCACAAAUCCUUUCUGUUUUUGCGAAUUGCUUCAGUUAUGUAUGAGACGUUUUCGCCCAAAUAAUACUUCUUAUUAACUGUUUGGCCUUCUAGCGAAAAUUUUUGGUGUAUAAUACUGUUAUAAUUCAUUCUCCUUCUUUUUUGACUGACGACGGGGAUUCUUUGGUCAUGGUUCAUUCGGAGUUCUCCUUUCACUCGCCUGAUGUCUGUAUUGCGUGUCGUAUUCAUAAAUCCACGCCUCGACUUCGGUAAUUAUGUGUUUGAUGGAUGUUUGGUCGGAUCCAGCUUGGAAAGCUGUAUCCACGCAGUUCCUUUUUUGCAUGAAAUUCAUGUCCUUUGGGACCAACUUUGCAGCAACACGGCGGAAGGCCAAAUCAUUAACUACAAUGUCCUGAACGCAUCCAUAAGCAAUGUCCAAUGUGCCAACUCACUGGUGAUUAAGUUGCGUUUAUUAAUAAACUUUUCUUUCAAUUUAUUCAUGCUUUCAUGAGUUUUCGAUGUCGGCGGCCUACCACUAAGCAGGCCGGUUAUCAUCCUCGAUGGACUCACAAUCUCUUCCGUCACUCGAAAACGGCUCUUUUCAUUAGAAUAUCAUUACCGACACAGUUUCUCAACCUUUCUAAGGUUUUCACACCAUUCAACCCCUUUACAAACCCAUUGUUGUCAAAUCUAUUUUUAAAACUGCAAAAAUUCGAAAAAACGCGCAGAGGUAGAUUUACUCACGACAGCGUAACUUUUACAAAUGUCAUCAAAUUUUGAUAGGAAUGUUAAUCAAAAGUGUAGCAAUCUAACAAGAACAAGAAAAAAACAGAAUUCAAAGCAGCGGGCUUAGAGCAUCACCUGGCUGUUGUUCCGUAAACUUUUUGAUCAAGGUAGUAUUUAGGUAAUGCGUUAUAUUUGUGAUCAAUCACAUCAGCCACUUGUUAUAGCCAAGCCAAAAAAAUAAAUAACGCAAACUAGCACUAAUAUUAAUGUAUACAAGUACGCUCAAAGACGUUACUUUCUACUUUUACGUUUUCAAUAGCUUCGUUGUUAAAUUGAUUUAGUAAUUUGAAGUUUCCGAAAGUUGAGAGCAACCAUCCACAGUCUUGCUGCUUAAAGUACUCUUGGAAACUAAAAAAUUGGUUUGUUGACGUACAAGCUGCUAUUUAUUGCCAUUUAGAAAACCAUUUCGUUUAGUUCAAAUUGCAAUAGAAACUGGUAGGCAGCAUAAAUUCUUUAGAGAGUUGCGCUCAUUUAAUGCGAACACUACGCGCCGCCGCAGCUUUACACGAACACAGUUCUAUAGAGACGCUUUUUACAAGAACGUCCCUCCACUCUGCAUCACUUCACGUCCCAUCUCGACAAAUUGCUAAUGUCGCUCAAUGUAAUUGUGAGAAAAGCCAAGAUCACUUUAAAUUUGUAUGUAAAUAAACGAAUAUGAAAUGAGUAAAUAGAUAUUUAUCUAGUUUAUAGAUCGUUGUUAACGGUACUAAAAUAAAUUAGUAUUAAAAUUUUUAAAGUCACCUACAAUUCAUUAAAAAAGGUAUGGGCACGAUUUUUGGCAUUUUCAUAUAGUAACUUUUUAUUCAACACACACUUAUGGCAAUACUGCAUACAUAUGUAGUGAAAGGACACAUGCUAGCAAUUUGUUAAGUAACAGUAUAAAUUAAUAAAUUAAGUAUUACAAUAAAUACAUCUUUCUUAAAUACUUUCAAAGAAACGAAAAAUAUAUAGUAAAUAAACUUUCUUUAUUGACAUACCGACUACAGAUAGUAUAAUAAUCUAGGACCACACACACAGACACACAGUCAGUAGAGUCAAAACGUGAAAUCGUAUGCAAUAAUUACAUAUACAAUAUAUAAGAGUAUGUAUAUAUGAAAACUCUAUUUAACAAGUACUUGUAAUCAAAGCCAGGGAGCAGCAAUAUGUAUUAUGUAGCUGGAAACUUUGACAAAUAAACAGAAGAGCAAACGAAUAAGAAUGUAUGAUGAAUGCGCAUAUUGUAUGUGAAUUGUAUUGAACUAACAAAAGCUGCACUGACAGACCAUAGAACCUCCCAAACAGUGAAAGGGCAACUCAUGUAUCUACUAAAACUUGUGAGCGACAUUUACAAUGCCAAAAACUAAUUUGCUCCAAUUAAACUCAUCUUUGAACCGAUUGAUUUUUAGCAUAGUGAGCUUUUAGUACAGGAGUGACACAUUCGCUGUUUUUGAUGUUCUGUGGGCAACCGACCUUAGCACGCAACGCGAAUAACAGUCUCAUAUUCGUGUGAAAAAGAAACGUAUUACUUUUAAUUACUGCAUAUUUCUAGGCAUUACCUAUACAUGUGCAGUCAGUUUAAUAAAAGUGUGAAGUCAUUUGUAGAUCGAAAUCGUUAAUAAUGAACUAUUAGAAUUUACCCUUAAACAAGGGUAGGAUUUUAUGUGAUGUGUAGUUUUUGAAUUUUGUAAUCCCUUAAUGGUAGGAAUGACAAAUAAAAUUUACUAAUCGGUUAAUGUACCAAAUAGUAAAUUGUAGUAUAAAAAAAUAAUUGCCCACAAUUGUAAAAAUGGUGAGAGCAACAUCGGCUGCCUCGUCAUCAGGGAUUCAGCCGCAGAAUUCUGCUCGCUCGUUUCACAUACUCGUUCAAUUAGUCGUUCUUCAGACGGCACCGAAGUAAAAUAGGCUUUGGUUCCGCUGAUUUUUUUUUUUUUUGUUGUAUAUCACCCACACAAUCUCAGUUUUUUCGUAAGCAAAUAGGUGCCAUAACUUUUGUUACGUCAGUGAAUUAGUUGAUUCCCUCAAAAUCGCUUAGAGCCGAGUAACAGUCCGAUGUUGAAUACAGCUCUGCAUUCUGUAUAUUACUUAGCUGUAAGUCCCUCCAUUUGUGGAACAUCAUCAAGACGCCUACUUGUUACGCAAACAAAACAUUUCUCCUCUAUCGACUGAAAUCUUCUUCCACGAAGUGAUAACUUCAACUUUGGAAACAAAAAGAAGUCGCACGGGGCCAUAUCAGGUGAAUACGGUGCUUGCACGAUGGUAUUUACUUGGUGUUUGGUCAAAUAAUCUAGCACAAUUUGGGCUCGGUGCGAUGGCGCAUUAUCAUCAUGCAAAAUCCAGGUUUUUGCCCACUUUUCCGGCCGUUUGCGACGUACAGCAUCUCUCAAACGCUUCAAAACGGAUAAAUAAUACUCUUUAUUGACUGUAAUAAACCAAAAUUUUUGGAAUUUUGAAAGAAUUUUUAAGAUGAAAGCAACUUGAACACGUUUUAAUGUUUCUUGAAUAUCACAUGAAAGCACCGUAAAAUAUUAAUGAAAAUGGCUUUAUUGCUUUUCAAAAUAUUCUUGUUGAAAGUCAAAAUACUUCUGAAUUCGCUUUAACAAAUUUUCAAAUUUCCAUGUGCAUACCUCCAAAAUGAGCCGUUUCAGGCUUUAACAGCUUCUUCAGACGUUGGAAAACGUUGACCUCACAUUUUAUUGUUGUUGUUUGGGAACAAAAAUAAUUUCUUGGGCGCUAAAUCAGGACUGUAAGGCAAAUUACCUAAUAAUUCGAUCUUCUUGAGUGCCGAAAAACAAUCUUGUGUGAGCCGAUACGUGAGAGCUCGAAUUGUCUUGGUGAAGGAUAAUUCAUCUUCAGCGGUUGGCUGGUUUUCGCCAAUUCUCCGAAAACUUCUGGCAAAUAAAAGUUUCCAUAAUGGUGCGGCUAGGAUAUGAAGACAUUUUCUGAAAAAAUAAUCAGCGAUUUACUUUGUUGUAACGAAACCUACUCUCAAAGCGCGAAAAUUAAGAAUUUUUACAGAUUUUUUUGGCAGACAAAAAUAAUUACAUUUUUUGGAGCUUCAUCAACUUGAUAAUUGAAUACUAGCUGGUCCUCGCGACUUCGUUUGCACUUUAAAUAAAUUUCUAAAAUCGAUAUUAAAAUAAAAUAAAUAAUUGGCGCGUACACUUCUGUUAGGUGUUUGGCCGAGCUCCUCUUCCUAUUUGUGGUGUGCGUCUUGAUGAUGUUCCACAAAUGGAAAGACCUACAGUUACAAGCCCACUCCGAACGGCAGAUAUUUUAUGAGGAGUUUUUUCAUGGCAGAAAUACAAUCGGAGGUUUGCCAUUGCCUGCCAAGGGGCGACCGUGAUUAGAAAAAACUUUUUCUUAAUUUUGGUGUUUGACCGAACCCAUUCGGGGGUUGAAAAUUUUGUUCAUUCUGUACAAUAUACUUUGUUUGAUAUCCAAUUAAAUUAUAUUACUAAUUUAAAACUUUUUUUUCAAAUAAGUUAUUUAAAAAUAUUAUUGGAUUCAAGUUAAAUUUAAAUUUCUAUUGAUAUACGUAUAUAUCUAGUUUUACAAUUAAUAUAUGUUUGCUUAAUUUACAAAAAAAAAAACAAAAAAAAAAUGUUAUUUAAUGCAACUUGCUUAAAAUCCUUUCAUUCGAACCCCACAUUUUAAUAUUGAACUGACAUUUGUGAUAAAUUGCUGCUUUGUAAUAAGAUUCAGGUGGCAACGCUAUAAAAAAAAUUGCUUUUAGAAUACAUUUUUCUUAAAUAUAUUUUAUUUGAUACCCAUGCUUUUAUACUCAUGUCUAUUUUUUGAUAAAUAACUUUUUUUUUAAGUACAAACAAGAGGCAACACCCUGCUAUGAAUGUUACAUUCAAACGAUCUACAACCGGCUUUGGAUAGGCUCUCCUUUAACAUAAAAUGUUAAAAUCAGGGCUGUAGUUUUCGAAUAAUGUUCUUUCGAAAAAAUGUGCAACGUUUCUAUGAAUGUUUUCAUAUAUGUAGAGACUAAUGUCCAAAAAAAGUUUUUUUAUAAACACAAAAGGGUAAUGGAAGAGUGCAGUAGAGGCAGUAUAAUACUAAUAAUGCAGUACGCAUCGCAAAAUAUCAUUUAUAUGAAUCUACAAAUACAAAAUAAAUUAAAAAAAAUUGCAAACAUAGUAAUAAUACAAAUUUUAAGUUAAAAAAUUCUUCUUUAAACUGAAAAUUAAAAACGAAAAACUAUAAAGAAUGCCAAUUUUGCGCCAAUUCGUUCUAAUGGUUUUUAAGUGAGGCGGCACGCCAUUUUGAUUGAAUAAUUUUACGGCACUGUCAACAGGGCUUUCACUAACAACCUUUUUUAUGCUACAUAUGGCUGUUAAAUGUUAUAUUCUGCCAAACAAAAGUGACUGUCAUUCGUGCUACAUAUUAGGGCUGCAGCUUUUGUUAUAUCAUUACAAAAAUGGGUCUAACUCUAUUAUAAAGAAAAAAAUGUAUUUAUAAAAUUCUUCUAUCAAAUAUAUGAAAUCAAAUUAAAUAUGUAAUUAGCAAAGUACUCGAAUUACUCAGCACAUUAAUUUCAACUACGAAUUUAAAUACCUUUGUACUUACUUACAUAUACUAUGUAGUUUUCACAACCGUAAAUCAAUUGUCAACUAUUACCCUAAAUAAAAUAACUAGCUAUAUAUAUUCAUAAAACACAUAUUAAAACGAGAAACUUAUCUCACUCGCAUACGAAGACUUGAAACAGCGAGCAAAGUAUUAAAAUACCUUAGCAUAUACAUAUUUAUGUACUUUCACAAAUCUCAACGAAAUCUGUGUGUAUGUACAAUACAUGAAAGUCUGUCGACAAAUCAAAACUUUUCUGAAACCAAACUGAAACCAAAAUCACAUUAGGGUGAGUCUAUACGCUAAAGUCAUUGGUUGGUUAAAUCAUCAAUAGUUAGUAGUUGCUUUCAAAGUUAUAAACGAAAAAUGUCAAGUGAAGGAAGUUUUAUCUUUCGAUGACGAAUAACCAAAUCAACAAGGUUUUCUGUUUGUUUUACAAUAACAAAACACAUACUUACAUAUGCCACACAGUACAUACAUAAAAACUCGCCCUUUCAAGCUAUAUGAGGAAUUUUACUUUAUAAUAAAUAGACACAAAAACAAAAAAAAACUUUCCCACACCAGCCAUAUUUGGCAUAAUAAUAAUUACUAUACAGAAAUAAAUAAAUACGUAACAACUGAAUUGCGACAAGUUUUCGCAUUGUUCAUUACAUAAUACCAAACAAAAUUCCAUUCAAUACUUUUACUUACACACAAAUCACAAUAAAAUGUAGUAUGCAGAAAAUGAGAGACCUUUUUCGAAGUUUUUAAAAUAAAUAAAUGUUUUUAUCGGUGUCCAACAACAACA
Messenger RNA from Anastrepha obliqua, 13073 nucleotides. Its product is annotated as band 7 protein AGAP004871. The transcript is spliced from 8 exons. The record is from RefSeq and is a predicted model, not a curated record. NCBI's taxonomy places the organism in Eukaryota, Metazoa, Arthropoda, Insecta, Diptera, Tephritidae. Bases 99 to 1031 code for a protein of 310 amino acids. Gene Ontology annotation, cellular component: plasma membrane.